Molecule: messenger RNA, 414 nt
Organism: Vicia villosa (hairy vetch)
Lineage: Eukaryota; Viridiplantae; Streptophyta; Magnoliopsida; Fabales; Fabaceae
Exons: 3
Coding region: 1-414 (137 amino acids)
Molecular function (GO): zinc ion binding
Source: RefSeq, a predicted model, not a curated record
AUGGCAUCUGAAGCAUUUAGCAUUUCAAGCAACCUAUCUCAUUCUAGGAGAAGAAGGUUGCAGUGUUACUGUGGGUUGGACGCCCCCCUGGUUACUUCUUGGACAUCUCAGAAUCCAGGUCGAAGGUUCUAUGGUUGUGGGUUAUACAAGUUACAAGGAAGGAAAGGAUGUGCAUAUUUUGAGUGGUACGAUGAGCAACUGGAAGAACGUUCAAAUGAGGUCAUCAACUCAUUAUUGAAGAAAGUUAACAAUUUGAAGAAGGAAUUAUUGAUAAAGAAGACUGAUGACAAGUUGAAAAAGAAAGUCAAAUUUUUAGUUACAUUUUUGGUUUUGUCUUGGAUUGCUUAUCAAUACAUGGUUCUAUUUCUUAUGGUUCAGAAAGAUUGUGUAUCAAAAUGGUUCUAUGCUGUUUAG